Messenger RNA from Anoplophora glabripennis (Asian longhorned beetle), 3171 nucleotides. RefSeq names its product protein SMG7. The transcript is spliced from 11 exons. Bases 214 to 3051 code for a protein of 945 amino acids. Gene Ontology annotation, molecular function: telomerase RNA binding; protein binding; telomeric repeat DNA binding. Gene Ontology annotation, cellular component: telomerase holoenzyme complex. The record is from RefSeq and is a predicted model, not a curated record. Lineage: Eukaryota; Metazoa; Arthropoda; Insecta; Coleoptera; Cerambycidae. Gene Ontology annotation, biological process: nuclear-transcribed mRNA catabolic process, nonsense-mediated decay.
AAAAAAUUCACCAAACUUGCAAGAUGAGUGAUGUAUGUAAACUUUGAUAGCUAAUGGAUAGCAAAAGAAAUUAUCGUUACUUUUAAAUAUAUUUAUAAUAAUGUAGCGCGUAAGUAAGAUAUUUGGGCAUAGUUUUGUAACAAUUAAGUUAUAGGGAGUAAAUCGCUACUCCCUAAUUUCUAACCUAAAUCUUUAAAGGGAAUUUCAAAGAGGAUGGGUUAUAAAGCAGCUGUACAGGUUUUGAAGCAAGCUGAUGAUCUAAAGGUUAAAGUUUGUAAAAAGAGCGAUUGGUUAAAUGAUGCUGCUGCUUGGACAGAUCAACAAAAGCUACAAACGAUAUACCAUCAGGUGUUGGUCUUAGACUUAGAAUAUGCAUUAGAUAAAAAAGUCGAACAGGACUUAUGGAACAUAGGGUUCAAAAAUCACAUCUCAUCUUUACAAGAACUUGCACGGGAUAAAAAGAAUCCACAUAGAUCAGAUUGUCAGGCACUUCUAACGUGGGCCUUAGAAUCCGCUUCUGGUUUUUAUUUGACUUUAUUGCAAGAGUUGUGCAAUACUUUUGAUAUUGACUUACCGUUUCGAAGACGAGGCAAUGUGUAUGGUCAAAUAAACCAGGUCCCUGAACAAGCGGAUUUGCCUCAGACGUCUUCAUGUCUAUAUAUCUGUCAGUAUUGUUUAGUUCAUUUAGGGGAUAUUGCUAGGUAUAGGAAUCAGAGAAGACAAGCCGAAAGCUUUUAUAAGCAAGCAAUAUUAGUGUCGCCCACUAGUGGACACCCCUAUAAUCAGUUAGCGCUGUUAGAGGCAAGUCAGGGAAAUAAAUUAUCAACAGUUUUUUAUUAUAUCAGAGGCAUAGCUGUGAAAAACCCUUUCCCUGCCUCGGCCACAAAUUUAUUGAGCACCUUGAGUUCGGCUAUCGAUAAAGAUAGUCCGUCUGAGAAAAUUCAAACUAAAAUGACCGUAAACGAAUUCAUUCAACUGUUUCUAUGCACCCACGGUUACUUCCACACGAUAACCGAGCUGAAACAAGCCGAACUAGCAGUUAAAAGCUUGAACUCUAUCAUGACAGCGUUAGUGGCAACACAGAGCUUCACCAAGGACAUGCUCGUCAAAACGACGAUAAUCAAUUUGUACGCGCUUAAACACCUCGGGUCUGACCCCACCAGAAUAGAGGAGUUAACGAAAGACGAGCAGAAGAUCAGGGAGUUGAUAUUGGAACUUAUCGCAGGGUCUCUCUGCGCUUUUCUGGUGCCUGUUCAUACUUUGAAGAUGGACGAAACGCUCCUGGACUAUUACGCACUUCCAGCAAUAAAAUUUUUGUUGUACUUUAUUCAGAAUGAACCGGAUGUACUUAAGGAGAAAGUUUUCACAAACAGACUGCAAAUUUGGCCGAGUCUGGUCAAACUUCUGAAUAACGUCCAAAAGUUUUUAAAAGCGCUGAAUUACAAUAAAUAUACAAAAUUACCUUUACCAGAAGACAAAAAACUGCAAGGGUUCUUGCCUUUAACUAGGAAUUUUAAGGAAUUCGACUUUAAAGAAGAUUGUGAUGAUAACAAAAUCGAAAGACUAGUGAGAAUGAAACGUAUUAUAAAUAUAAGUGUUUGGUUGACUGAGUUAGACAUUAACGGGAAUAAAUUGAUUAUGAAGAGUGAAAAUAAUGGAGAACUCAUCUUUGAGCCGGGAUGUACGCAGCCAGAUCCGACGAACGAUUUGCUGGAAGAAAUGAAGUCGUUCAGCAUAACCGAGAACUCGGACACGGUCAAACAGAAAAGUGCAGAGAAGAAAGCGGGAAUUCUGAAACCGCAAGGCUCUUUGGAGAAAUCCAGGGAAGAACGGGAGUUGUUGUCGAACUCUUCGAACGCCGUGGACACGGUGGCGAGCGUCACGGUGGCGACUACAACGAAUAACAAAUCGGAGACCAUGAAAAACAAGAGGGGCAAGCAGAACGUCGCGUUGCAGUCGAUUUUCAAGAAGAUGGAAGAGAAUAACAAGCAGGUGAAGUUCAGCGUGGACGAACCGGACCCCGACAAACCCGUCAAAUUCGAUUCGGCGCCCCCACAACAAAAACCGCAACCGAACGCCCAAAACCAGCCGUUCAACCUCCCCCUCAGGACGCAGUCCUUUAACCAAAACCACCCCGCCUUCCCCAUAACGCCCCCCACUCAACCCGACUACCUAACGAGCCUUCGCAACGUGCCUAACAUCCAACUAGACAAAGGGACCAAAUACCAGUUUCCCAAAACCGACACCUUACCACAGAACAUCCCCAAUCUGGGCAUGCAGAUCAUGCCGCCGUAUCAGAACAUCCCCCACGCCCAGAACAUGGGUCACAACAUGCCCCAGAAACCGCCCAGCGGGUACCAGCAGAACCCCAUGCCUCAGAACACCUUCGGUAACCCUCAGAUGUCCGCCCCGUAUCAGAACAUGUCGUUCCCCUCCGCCCACCCCUUCACUGGUUGGAAGCGGGAGGAGAUGCCUCCGUUGCCCAGCCCGUCGUGGUGGCAGAACACUAGCCAGCCGCCCCCUCCGCCCGGUCAGAACUACCGGCAGGACGGGUAUCCCAUGAAUUUUCCAAGUUACGCGAACAGCGUGCCGUCUUACCUGCAGCAGUCCGGUUCUAUGAUGCAGAAGCCGGGGAGUAAUCAAGGUACCGGUGAUAUCUUCGGCUCGCCUUGGGGCAACUAUUCCGGGGGGUACUUGAACGAAGGCGGCGAGAGUAAUAGCAACCACGGGAUGUCGAUGAGGCAGGCGAUGCUCAAGGAGGCGAACUUUCCCGGAGGGCCUGUGGGGCCGCCCGGAAGCGCUGUAGGAAGGUUGCCUAAUCCACCUCAAGAAAAUAAAUUCAUACCAAACCCGACGACGGCGCCCGGAUACUCGUUAUUCAACACCAACAGCUGGACUCCCAAUUUAGCGGGACAGUUGAGGAACAGCAAACAGACGGACAAUUCCACGAAUCACUUACCGCAGCAGUCCCUGUUCAGCGGACACGGGCCAAAGUCCUUGGCGCAGUUGCUGGAGCACCAGCAAAGUCAAUUAAACAAAAACGAUUUAUAGAGUUACCUCUCACUCAUUGCGACCUAACCUGUCUUUAUUUUAUUUAUUAAAAUCAUGUAUUUAAAUUGUAACUACUUGGAUGAGUAUCUUUUGUUAAUUUUUAAUUAAAAUGUAACAGAA